Alosa alosa (allis shad) is the source of this 3267-nucleotide messenger RNA. RefSeq names its product REST corepressor 2 (gene rcor2). Bases 500 to 2113 code for a protein of 537 amino acids. The record is from RefSeq and is a predicted model, not a curated record. The transcript is spliced from 13 exons. Lineage: Eukaryota; Metazoa; Chordata; Actinopteri; Clupeiformes; Clupeidae. Gene Ontology annotation, biological process: regulation of transcription by RNA polymerase II; negative regulation of DNA-templated transcription. Gene Ontology annotation, molecular function: transcription corepressor activity. Gene Ontology annotation, cellular component: transcription regulator complex; histone deacetylase complex.
CAUAGAAAUAUGGCGUAGUAGGACUAAUAGUUCAGCCACAGAUAUUUCAGCUUAUAUACUGUUACAUCCACGAUAUCUCACAAGGGACUAUUUUAUCGGAUGCCGAAGUUUGUUGGUGAGAGAUGAGCAAGAGACAGUGGCGGAUUCUCCGUACAAUUACUGGGUGUUAUUCGGCACUCAAGCACGGGUGAGCUCUGUGUUGGAGCUUCUAUUGUACGCGUACUGGGACGCGUGAAUUGGAACCGAUUUAAUAAGUUCGCGUGUAAAUAAUUUUCUCUGAACGAUCUCAGUUUUUGAUGUGAGGGACUCAUUCUGCCUUGUGGUCAAAGACUUAAGUUUUUUUCAGGGAAAUAACCAUAGAGACUGCAAGCUAGUGAGCUAUCCCGGCUUGCAACUACAAAUGUUCAACGACAGCUAGCCAACAACUGGAAUUGGAGGACGCAAGUGUGGCUACACACAAAAGGACUGUGACUAGUUUGAAUACGAAACAAGAAAAACCAUGCCGUCUGUGAUGGAGCGCUCCAGUUCUGGUGUUUUGUCCCGAAGCAGGGCCAAAACAGUCACCAAUGGCAACACCCACCAUUCAGAAGAAGAGAGCAGUGAUGAAGAGCACGCUCAUGACAGCAUGAUCCGAGUUGGUGGAGACUACCAAGCGCAGAUCCCAGAGUUCAAACCAGAUAGUCCCCCACGAUAUGAGGAGAAGGACCAGAGGAGCAUGCUGGUGUGGACUCCCCACAGCCUGGUGUCCGAUGCCAUGUUGGACGAGUAUAUCCUAAUGGCGAAGGAAAAGCAUGGCUAUAACAUGGAACAGGCCUUGGGCAUGCUCCUCUGGCACAAGCAUGAUGUGGAAAAGUCACUGGCUGAUCUGGCCAACUUCACCCCCUUUCCGGAGGAGUGGACCAUAGAGGACAAGGUGCUGUUUGAACAGGCCUUCAGCUUCCAUGGCAAGAGCUUCCAUCGCAUCCAGCAAAUGUUGCCCGACAAGCUUAUCUCUAGCUUGGUCAAAUACUACUACUCCUGGAAAAAGACCAGAACUCGGACCAGCGUCAUGGACAGACAGGCUCGCAAACUUGUCAGCAAGAGAGAAAAGGAUGACAGCAAUGAUGAGAUUGAGGAAGGAGACCCUGGAAGCGACAGUGACUUUGAAAUUGAAACGAAGAAAGAGACAACUAAGCAGAGCUCAGCAGGUGGUGGGGAGUGGGCGUCAGGGCGAUCAGGCCCGAUUCGAAAGGAGAACCAGGGGUCUCAGUACCGGCACCAUCCCUUAAGAGCCCGUCGCCGUCCCCCAAAGGGAAUGCACUUGGAACAAGAGGACAUCGUUGGCCUCUCAGCAACCGCAGACACAGGAGUUGUGUCCAAUCGGCAGCUGGACUCGCUACUUGUGUCCCUAAAAAGACAGGUCCAGAGCAUCAAACAGGUGAACAGCACCAUGAAGCAGAGCCUUGAUGAAGGCAUCGAUACCAUGAGGCCUACUGAGCCCAACCCUAAGAUCAACUCGCGCUGGACCACUGAGGAGCAGCUCCUGGCUGUGCAAGCAAUCCGCCGCUACGGGAAGGACAUGGCGGCCAUCGCUGAGGUGAUUGGCAACAAGACUGUCGCCCAGGUGAGCUCGUUUUUCAACAGCUACCGGCGGCGCUUCAACCUAGACGAGGUGCUGCGGGAGUGGCAGGCCGAACAGGAAGUACUUCAAGGGAAUGCUGGGAAUUCGGAUGCCAUAAAGGAACUGAAUGGGAACGCAGGAAUGGAGGAGGAAGAGAUGAAGAUGGACACUUCUUCUCCUCUGUCCCAGUCGGGCACGCCCUCCCCCUCCUCAGGCGUGAGCUCCGGUACCACCAAGACCCCGCCUCCCCUGACCCAGCCGCCCCCGCUGCUGCGGCCCGCGCCGCCGUCCGCGCCCCCCAGCCUCCUGCGCCAGCCCCCGCCGCUGCAGACCAGGCCUCUCCAGACCCGCACCCCGCACAACCACCCUCCGCCGCCGCUCAUCCGGCCGGCCGUGGCCGCCUCCGGGCAGCAGGGCGGUCUGCGGAGCUCGCUGGGCUCGGGGGCAGCCUCGUCCGGUCAGCUGCCUCCCUCUCUGGUGGGGCUGAAGGUGGAGUCACCCCAGACCCACUAACAGCGGAGUAGUAGGGGUCAGGUGGGUGGGGGUUGGGGAUGGGUGUUGGGUUUGACAUACUAACACACACACCAUACACUUGGAAGCACUCUCUAACUCAGGCAAGUGGAGUGAUGUCCUUUAUUUUUUUUUAUUUAAGAUCCUCUGAAUCCUUCAAAUCUUCCAAUAGGUCCCUCGCUCCUUUCUUCCUUCUUUCUUUCCCUCUUCCUGACUUCCCCUUAGUUACACAUCACUCCUCCCCCUCCUCCACUUUGCCGGUAUCUAGUAUUCUCCUCACGUUAUGCUGUGGAACCAGCCUCGAUCACAGCCACUGCCUGCUCAUCACAGCGACAACAACUUCUCACAGCCUCCGUAACGUGCACAGAGGAACCCAUCCUCUCUCACAGUAUGCACUCGCUCAGCUGUUUCCAUGGUAACCACAGGUGGUGUCCUCAGCUUCAGCACCAACUGUCUUGGGUACCUUCUGUGACCCUGCCAAAGCUGUCCAAUCAAAGACAGAACUUGUAACCAAAAUCUCCUCAAUACAACCGAAGCCUUCACAGCUAUACACUGGAUAGUCGUGGACAUGAAGGAUACCAUGACAACAGGCUUGAAGCAGACCUCCCACCCACCAUUGCCACCACACAUCGCUAUGGCAACAGUGGAACAUGUUGAACUGUGCAAUGAGACACACGCACAGUGUUCCAAAGUGUGUUGGUUGUCAAAAAGGGAAGUGUGUAUGUGUGUGCCUGUGUGUUAACUGACACUCGACAUAGAAGAGCCAUGUACUGUUAGUAUUAAAUGAUCCAAUUGUCCUUGUUUUGGUUUUCUUUCCUUCUUUAAUAUAUUUUGUUGGAAUAGGUUUUCAAGCUAUCGUCUGAUAGGUAGUCUAAGUUAGCAGUGACACAAUUGAGUCUGACUGAGCACUAAAAUGACCCAAAACUACUUGAUUUCAAUGUGUACACACAGACACUAAUAGAUGACGUGUUCGUCUGAUGGCCACAGAUGGAAAUGCCAAACAGCUUGUGGUAGCCUGGCCUGUUCUCUACACUGCUUCUUUUUUUUUACUCUUUGUGUGAGGACUGUUUACAUGUGAAACUGGAAUUGCUUGUAAUGUUUUGAAAAAACUUUUGUACUUUUUUUUGUCUGUUUUAGAAUAAAGAGAACUUGCUACA